AUGACGGACAAGAACGAGAAGGGUAUACUUUCUUUUUUCCAGAACACUAUUAGUGCUAAAGUCAAGAAGUCGAGUGAGGUGAUUGAUCUGGAUGACCACCACGAUGAUGAUGAGCAGCAGAGUGUAGAGGAGGGAACACAGAAGCAAUUGAGUCCCAUGAGUGAUGGCCUUCAGAAGGAGGCCACCUUGGAUACCAGUCAGGACGAUAGUCAGAGCAGUAACGGCGGCACUGCCAGCUCAUCACAGAGUGAGUCUCGACAGAGUGAGAAGAAUAGGAUGAGAGAGUUGAAAAGGGUACAAAGAGAGGCUGAGAAACUGCGUAGAGAACAAUUAAAAGCGGAGGAGAAGUUGAAGAAGGAGAAGAAGAAAGAGGAAGAGCGGUUACGACGCGAAGAAGAGAAGAAGAAACGUGAAGAAGAAAAGCGCUUAAAGGAGCUACAAAGAGAAGAAGAGAAAAGGAAGAGAGAACAGGCAAAGGAGGAAGAGAGGAAAAAAAAAGAGCAAUUAAGACUUCAGAAGGAGGAAGAAAAGCGUCAGAAAGAAGAAGAGAAAAGGCUAAAAGAAGAGGCCAAGGAAAGAGCACAGUCACGUAUUGGUAACUUCUUCAGGAAAGUAUCGGAUGAUGCAAACAAAAAUGUAUCCAGGAAGACAGACUACGAGAAAUACUUCCUUCCGUUUUAUGCUCGAGAUGGUGUUGAAAUCCGCCAACCAUGGACAAUGGACACUCAAAAAUUACAAUCGAGUAUAAAGACGCUGGACGAUUUGCUCAAGGACAGAAACCAAGAUGCGUCCACCCUAGAUCCAUGCAGUUGGUUGAAAGAAAGAUCCCUAGAUGGUAUAGGCUAUCCAAUAAAAAAUACUGCUGUAUCUCUUCUACAGCAAAUGACUGCGAAGGAAAAGAGCGAUGAAGAAUUACAAACUAUGCUCUCAAUGGUGCCACAUAAGUAUAUUAAGUUCUACGAGAAUGUGAGACCACCUUACAUUGGGACGUACUCGAAAGAAUUCUUUCUCCCCAUACUGGAUCCUUUCUCGACUAGUAUAACAGAUUUUAAUUAUGAUUACGAUUCAGACUUGGAAUGGGUGAACGAGGAGGGCGAAGAAGGUGGUGUUGACAAUUUGGAGAGUGGUGAAGACGACGACGAUGAAGAAGACGAUGACUUAGCCAGCGAAGGUGAGUUCGAUGGUUUCCUGGAUACUGAGAACGGUGACGGGAACUCUAAGACAGGUACUAACGGUAAGAAGUUUAUAGGCCCAUUAAUACCUAUAGUGCAACUAAGGUCAGAUAUAUCGACUUUCGAUGAAGAAGAUAGGAUAUAUUUCAAGAAGCUCGCCGCAGUGCCGUUGACCCAAAUGGAGACGUUUUCCAUUGAUCCAAACUAUAUUACACCCAGUCCAUCUCCAAUCAAGUCAUCCUCUGCAAGUCAGAGAGAUCUGAAAAGAGCAGCCACUGAUCAAAACUCCUCUGGUCUAUCUACACCAACACAAUCUCCUAAUAAGAAAUCCAAGUCAAUAAUAACAGAAGACCAGGACCUACUGACGUUACUGAAAGAAGUACAAAACAGCACUUUCUCCUUAGCAACAGUCUCAGAGAUAAUACAAAAGAACUUACCAAAGUAUAAUAAACAAACAAUCAAGAACACAGUGAAGGAAUACGCUGUGAGAUCAUCAGGUAAAGGAAACGAGCCCCGCAAAUGGGAAAUAAAGGACCUAGAGCAUUGGGAAAACCUACAGAAAGCAGGUGAACAUAAAGAAUAG
Nakaseomyces glabratus is the source of this 1755-nucleotide messenger RNA. It is a transcript of the gene RLF2, whose product is annotated as Rlf2p. Gene Ontology annotation, cellular component: nucleus; CAF-1 complex. Gene Ontology annotation, biological process: nucleosome assembly. NCBI's taxonomy places the organism in Eukaryota, Fungi, Ascomycota, Saccharomycetes, Saccharomycetales, Saccharomycetaceae. The record is from RefSeq and is a predicted model, not a curated record.